Molecule: messenger RNA, 333 nt
Organism: Colletotrichum navitas
Lineage: Eukaryota; Fungi; Ascomycota; Sordariomycetes; Glomerellales; Glomerellaceae
Product: ribosomal protein L7Ae/L30e/S12e/Gadd45 family protein
Exons: 6
Coding region: 1-333 (110 amino acids)
Cellular component (GO): cytosolic large ribosomal subunit
Molecular function (GO): structural constituent of ribosome; RNA binding
Source: RefSeq, a predicted model, not a curated record
AUGGCCCCCGUCAAGAAGAACAAGAAGGACCAGAACUCCAUCAACUCCAAGCUUGCCUUGGUCAUCAAGUCUGGCAAGGUCAUUCUUGGCUACAAGUCCACCCUUAAGUCCCUGCGCACCGGCAAGGCAAAGCUCAUUCUCAUCGCUGGCAACACCCCCCCUCUGCGCAAGUCUGAGCUCGAGUACUACGCCAUGCUGGCCAAGACUCCUGUCCACCACUUCAGCGGCACCAACAUUGAAAUGGGUACUGCCUGCGGUAAGCUUUUCCGCUGCGGCACCAUGGCCAUUCUUGAUGCUGGUGACUCCGACAUCCUCAGCGACCAGGUCGCUUAA